Messenger RNA from Leptopilina heterotoma, 4284 nucleotides. It is a transcript of the gene Fs(2)Ket, whose product is annotated as importin subunit beta-1. Bases 152 to 2821 code for a protein of 889 amino acids. NCBI's taxonomy places the organism in Eukaryota, Metazoa, Arthropoda, Insecta, Hymenoptera, Figitidae. Gene Ontology annotation, molecular function: nuclear import signal receptor activity; small GTPase binding. The transcript has 7 exons. Gene Ontology annotation, cellular component: cytoplasm; nucleus. Gene Ontology annotation, biological process: protein import into nucleus. The record is from RefSeq and is a predicted model, not a curated record.
CAGCAGGAAAGGUGGGAAAGGGGGUACCUCGAGUAGUUCAGUGGCUACAUGUGGGCAUCUGCCGGUCGCGACGAGUCCAUUAACGUAUCGUAAUACGCAGAAAAGUACAUUUUUUAACACCGAGUGCCAAGGGCUAUUAAUUGCCAACAAAAUGCAGAUGGAUUCAACAACUUUACAAUUGAUUCAAGUCCUUGAAAAGACUGUUUCGCCAGAUAAAACAGAACUUGAGGCAGCACAAGUAUUUUUGGAGCAAGCAGCUCUUACGAAUUUCAAUGAAUUCGUUCAACGGCUUAGCGGCGUGCUGGUUACCCCUGCUGCCAGUGCUGUUGCACGAAUGGCAGCAGGAUUACAACUCAAAAAUCAAUUGACUUCAAAAGAUUUGACCCGUAAAUCUCAGUACCAACAGCGAUGGCUCGCAAUUCCCGCAGAUAAGAGGGAAUUUAUCAAAACCAAUAUUUUAGGAGCACUUGGAACAGAAAACAAUAGACCAAGUUCUGCGGCUCAAUGCAUUGCUUAUGUUGCCGUAGCUGAACUUCCAGUUCGAGAAUGGAACGAUCUCAUUCCCUAUCUGGUUGAGAAUGUGACAAAAGUAAAUAGUACAGAAAUGGUAAAGGAGGCGACACUUGAAACAAUUGGUUAUAUUUGUCAAGAAAUUGAAAGCGAAGUGCUUAUAGCGCAAUCGAACCAAAUACUGACAGCCAUUAUUCAUGGAAUGAAGAGUUCAAAUACAUCAAAUCAUGUACGACUUGCGGCAACGAGAGCUCUCUUUAAUUCCCUCGAAUUUACCAAAGGAAAUUUUGAAAUAGAGACUGAAAGAAAUUUUAUCAUGGAAGUAGUAUGUGAUGCUACAUUAUCCCCAAAUACACAAGUCAGAGUUGCUGCGUUACAAUGCCUUGUUAAGAUUAUGUCUUUGUAUUAUCACUACAUGGAACCGUACAUGAGUGUUGCUCUCUUUCCCAUAACUUUGGAGGCAAUGAAAUCCGACACAGAUGAGGUGUCACUUCAGGGAAUUGAAUUCUGGUCGAACAUAUCCGAGGAGGAAGUGGACUUGUCGAUGGAGGAAGGUGAGGCGAACGACUUGGGACAACCUCCAGUUAAGGUGUCCAAGCAUUAUGCAAAGGGAGCUUUGCAGUACUUGGUGCCAGUGCUUAUGGAGAAACUAACAAAGCAAGAAGAGUGCGACGAUGAGGACGAUUGGAAUCCUUCAAAAUCCGCCGGUGUUUGUUUAAUGCUACUAGCCUCGUGCUGCGAGGAGGCUAUAGUGCCACACGUUCUUCCGUUCAUCAAGGACAACAUAAAGAAUCCAGACUGGCGAUAUCGAGACGCAGCCCUGAUGACCUUCGGCUCGAUUCUCGGUGGUCUCGAGUCCACGACUCUGAAACCACUCACCGAACAAGCAAUGCCAACUCUAAUAGAACUCAUGUACGACAAUAGUGUGGUGGUGAGGGACACUGCCGCGUGGACAUUCGGCAGAAUAUGCGAAGUCAUUCCAGACGCAGCGAUCAACGAAACAUAUUUGAAACCGCUGUUGGAGUCGUUUGUGAAUGGAUUGAAGGCUGAGCCGAGGGUUGCCGCGAAUGUCUGCUGGGCUUUCUCGGGUCUCGCUGAGGCGAGUUACGAGGCCGCGGAGAGCGCCGAUGAAAGCGGAACGCCUGAUACUUAUUGUAUGUCGCAAUAUUUUGACUUUAUAAUUCAGAGACUUUUGGAGACGACCGAUCGUCCGGAUGGAGCGCAGGCGAACUUGAGGUCGGCCGCUUAUGAGGCGCUUAUGGAGAUGGUGAAGAAUUCGCCGAGGGACUGCUACGUGACUGUGCAGAAGACGACGAUGGUGAUUCUGGAGAGAUUGCAGCAGGUUCUGCAAAUGGAGACGCAUAUACAGAAUCACUCGGACCGGGCGCAGUACAACGAUUUGCAGUCGCUUUUGUGCGCGACUCUGCAGUCGGUCUUGAGGAAAGUGAGUCCGGACGAUGCGCCGCAGAUCUCAGACGCCAUCAUGGGAGCGCUUUUGUCAAUGUUCAAUUCGAACUCGUGCAAGUCGGGCAGUGUUCAGGAGGACGCUCUCAUGGCUGUGUCGACGUUGGUCGAAGUCCUCAGCGAAGGUUUCCUCAAGUACAUGGACGCCUUCAAACCAUUCCUAUUCCUGGGUCUCAAGAAUCACUCCGAGUACCAGGUCUGCUGUGCGGCCGUGGGCGUCACUGGCGACAUUUGUCGCGCUCUCAAGAACAAAAUGCUGCCAUACUGCGACGAGAUCAUGACCCUCCUCUUGGAGAAUCUCGGCAACAACACAGUUCAUCGCUCGGUGAAGCCACAAAUUCUCGCCGUGUUCGGCGACAUUGCCUUCAGUAUCGGACCGGAGUUCAAAAAGUAUCUGGACAUUGUUCUGCAGACACUGGCUCAAGCCUCUCAGGCCCAGGUUGACAAGAACGACUACGAUAUGAUUGAUUACCUCAACGAACUGAGGGAAGGUGUCGUCGAGGCCUACACUGGCAUCGUCCAAGGUUUGCGUGGCGACGACGAGAGCAACAUCAGUCCCGAUAUUAUGUUGCUCGAGCCACACGUGCCAUUUAUCAUCCACUUCAUCACGUCAAUUGCCCAAGACGCCGAUCAUUCGGAUGGCAAUAUUGCCGCUGCUUCCGGUCUCAUCGGCGAUCUGAUUAGAGUCUAUGGAACCAAAAUGUUGCCCAUGGUGGAAACUGAGGCAAUUACCGCAUUGCUGACCAAAGGUAAAAAAUCGCGCACCAGUAAAACGAAAACACUUGCACUUUGGGCCACCAAAGAAAUCCGCAGAGUAAAGAACACCGCAAACGCUACAUCUAGUUGAUCACCCCACAGUUGUACUGUCAUACGAUUUGAUUUGACUAGAAAGCUAUCGAACACAAUGCAAAGACAACAAGAUUGGAUGGUGCGGAUGCGAGUUGAUGGAUGUGCGUGAGUUCCAAAAAGCUAUGACAAUGAAAUAAUGAUGAUGAUGAUGGUGAUGAUGAUGAUGAGUCUGCACGUGUCCCCUGGCGACGAUGUUUAAUGAGCCGGUGGUUAUAGUCAAAAACAAAAACACCUGCCCACCGGAUCUAUCGACUGCAGUGGAUGACGAAGAGUGCAAGUGGAUAUGUUGCCGAUGAAUGAACCAAAAAAAAAAAAAAAUGAAACGCAGCUUUGUCAAAGUAUGUCUGAAAUCGAAACUGCGUCUUCUAACUGCGUGUCUGAUCCAUUGUACACAAUGGAAUACUCCGAUGGCCGAUGAAUCAAGUGAUAAAAAUGAAAUCUUCUGAAAGGAAGAGAGAAUGUUGUGAGAGAGAGCCAAAGCGCAGUGUGAGAAAAAUAGGCAUGUACGCGAAACGAAAAAAUGUGUAUAUCUGUGAUGAACGAGAGAAUGACACAAAUGUUUACAAGUGAUAAUUGAGAGAAAUUGUAGUCUUAAAAAGUUCGGAUGAGGACAUUUAGUAACAAACGCACUUUAAAAAUAUCGUUGUCGCUCAUUGAAUUUUCAUAUUUUCCCCUCUUUUUACAAAAAUGAUUUAAAAAAAGAAAAUAGUGCGUUUGUUACUGCACAAGUGAUGAUAAGUGAGAAUAGAUGAAAAAUUAAGUAAAUGAUGAAAAGUGAGAAUAGAUGAUUAUUAAGAAUAAACAAGAACCUUGCGUUCGACUUCUUUUUUUAGUGAGAGAAAACAAAAAAAAAAUAGGAACGCGAUAUUUUUGUUAUUAUAUUAUUGCGCGCGAUGAUCUGUGUGUUAAUUUUUUUCCGUAUGUGAAUGUCCGUUUACUGUUGAUUGAAAUAUAAAAAAAAAAUUUUUUAUUUUUUUUUCGCUCGAAUGUGUUAAUGAGAGAGAGAGAGAGAAAGAGAUGUAUUUUUAAAAAAAAUCCUCGUCCAAACUUUCUUUGCAGUGGUCGAGCAAAAGCUACUCAGAGUUCUUCAUUAUCCAGACAAAUUAUUUUUUAUUAAAAAAAGGCGAAGUCAUAACUUUUAAGUUUUUUUUUCUGUUUAUAUAAAAAUAGCGAUUACGCGUGAUGAAUAAUUUUUAAUUUUCUAUAUAUAUAUAUUUUUUUUUCCUUUUACCAUUGGCAAAAUCCAAUGCGAAAUAAUUUUCAAUAAAUCAAGUUAUUAAAAAAUCAUUCCAAAUCAGAAGCGGAAAUUCGAUUGCGGAACUUUUUGACUGUGUUUUCCUUUUUUCCUUCUUCUACAAAAUUAGCUUGUGUUGAAGUUUAACUGAAAAACAAAACUGUAAGACAAGUCAGUCUAUGUGCGGAAAGAAAAUGGACAUUAAAUUUCUUUUUUAGAUCAUCAAA